AUGGAUGCAGCAGAGGACCGUGAUGUCAAACUCCAGCGGGCAUCCAGUGAUCUAGUCUCGGAGUUCUCGGCCAAGCUACCAUCGUUGUUGUGGAAAUCUCAAAAUGGUGCCCCUCACCGUACCCCACGCAAAUGGACACAAGAGUCGAAGACUGAGAAGCUUGUCAGCCUCCUUGAGCCCUUUCAAGAAUGGCCGCAGCUUCUAGACCCGCACCUCCAGAAGCUACUGCCUCCUUUAGUGGAUGCAUUCCUGGCUUAUUUGAUCAAGCAUCGGGGCCAAUACAACGCGCAAGUCGCGAGUGAUGCACAGGGUGCUUCUUUAUACCCACUUCCGCGUGCUAUAUGCAGAUUGCUUUAUACCUUUUGCAAGGUACGUGGAGUCAAGGUAAUCAGCCGGUUCCUGAACAAUGAGCCGAAAUACCUCGAAUCCAUGCUACGGGCUUUCAUCCAGUGGGAUGAAGCUCAGCCCUCAAAUUCGAUGGAUGAUUUCCCUGGAGCUGACUCACAGAGCAUGAAAUGGGAAGAACGUUAUGUGAUGCUUGUCUGGCUUUCGCAUUUACUUCUCGCCCCGUUUGAUCUUUCCUCACUAUCAUCUGACGAUAUCCCGAUCCCCUAUGAUAAUCUGCAACAACUUGGUGAUCUUUUACCUCAUACGCCAGUGGCUGCAAAAUCUCUUUUGUCAGUCGCGCUGCAGUAUAUCAACGCCCCGGGCAAGGAGCGUGAGGCUGCAACCGCCCUCCUCGCUCGACUCGUCUUGCGUGGAGAUAUGCAGGCACUGGGACUACUGAAGGGCCUCAAAGAAUGGGCCUUUGCUACUAUUCUACCAGUUGGAAACGCGGAGCCACCUUCUGUCUACUCCUGCAUCGGGGUGCUUUCUUUCAUUGCUCGCCUGUGUGGCUCGGGCCAAGUGGAAGAUCUCGCUCCUUUGCUACAGAGUAUGUUUGAACAAAUACUCCGGGUGGCGCAGGACAACUCUGAUAUAUCUGCAACAAUAAAGUCCUCUGCGCUGGCCAAGAAGACCGUUGUCAAGAUCCUUCGCAACGUAACCGUGAUGGCAUUGUCUCUAAGUGAGAGAGGAGACAGUCGGAUCAGAGACGACCAGUUGUCAACCAUUCUGGAAGAGGCUAUCGAUCACUUCCUCGUAGCAUUGGCAGACAAAGACACUCCCGUUCGUUUUGCGGCAAGCAAAGCUCUCAGUGUCAUUACCUUGAAGUUGGACUCGGAGAUGGGUACCGAGGUCAUCGAGGCCGUGAUUGGCUCUCUGGGGGAAAAUAUUCUCUUCGAGAAAGAUGAUGGCACAUUGGUGACUCCAUUUGAAGCAAGAAAGAUCGAGACGCAUAGGCUGAGGCGAAAUCUGAGUGCCGUGGAUGCCCAGCGGUGGCAGGGCUUGAUGCUCACAUUAUCACAUUUGCUUUUUCGACGUGCGCCUCCCAUCACGCAACUUCCCGAAAUUCUCCAAUCCCUCGUGUCUGGCCUCGACUUUGAGCAGAGGUCCUCUACGGGCAGUUCAAUGGGAACGGGUGUUCGAGAUGCCGCAUGUUUCGGUAUCUGGGCGUUGUCACGGAAAUACGCAACAUCGGAGUUGCAAGCGUUGCAACAACAAGUCAUACCUUCAAUGUCCGGAACAGACGAAGUGGAUGUCUUGCAAAAGCUUGCUGUUGAGCUCGUUUGCUCGGCUUGUGUAGAUCCUUCAGGAAACAUUCGACGAGGUGCCUCUGCUGCUUUACAAGAAUUGAUCGGCCGCCACCCAAACACCAUCACAGAGGGAAUUCCUCUUGUGCAGGUUGUGGACUACCAUGCUGUUGCACGGCGAUCUCGUGCCAUGAUUGACGUUGCUAAAGCCACCGCUUCACUGGAUCCUAUGUACUGGAGCCCUUUGUUGGAAGCAUUGAUCCAAUGGAGAGGCAUUGGAUCCCCGGAUGCUGAGUCUAGAAGGCAAGCAGCAAAGUCUAUUGGAGUUUUGAGUACGCAGCAAAAAUUCAAAACCAUGACUACGGUGUUCGAACGCCUCCUGCAGAAACUCCCACGCAUUCCUCGAAGUGACGUUGAGGCGCGCCACGGAUGCUUUUUGUCGAUUGCUACCACGGUAGAUGCCUAUAUCAGUGAAUGGCAAGCUGCCCCAGAGAUGAGGGAUGCACCUGAAGCAAGGAAUCUUGCCUCCCAGGUGAACGGGCUCUGGGAGAUUCUGGCGUCAUCAUUGGGCCCUGCUGAUAAGGAUCUGACUCAACAAAAUUCCCGGCCUGAGCUGACCGCAGAAGCAUCUGCUUGCUUGAUCGCUUCACUUUCGCGGUCUAUCGUGUCUACUGGAAUUACUGCGCCACCCGAUGCUCUGCUCGAACGAUCACUCCAGAUUCUUUCACUCUGCGUUUCCCGAAGCGAUGAUAUUUCCAUUGAAACUUCAUCAAAUGCGUUGUCCGCGUUGUUUCCACUGUUGUCUUCGACUAAACAGGAAAAAACGGUGGAAUUGUGGUUCUCUCACCUACGCGCUUCAGCAAGCUUACCGAGUGGACGCGGUCAGAUUUUAGCCCUAGGAGCUGUUUUCAAGAAACUUGAAGGACAUGAGCAUCUACGCCAGAGUAUUAUCACGGAGUUGCUUCGGUAUGCGAGAAUAGAGGAGCCUAUUCAAAAGCGAGUGGCUUCUGUGAGAUGUCUCGCCAUCAAAGUCCUGCCAAACACAGUUGCGUCUACGGAAAUUGCGAGCAAUGUCCUAGGCUUCCUGAAUGAUUAUACUACUGACAGAAGGGGCGAUAUUGGGUCACUUAUCCGAGUUGAAGCGAUUCAAGCAACAGAAGUUCUUUUGAAGCAAACUGCGGGAGUAUCACCACGCUCGCAGACUACCCAAGACUUGGUCGGAUGUCUCUGCCGGCUUGCAUCUGAAAAGCUUGACAAGGUUCGAUUACAGGCUUGGCUAUGCCUCCAAGGCUAUUGGGAAUCAUCCGAUUUUCCCGAAUUGCAAAGUAAAUAUGAGCACUUCAGUCAAGUAUCUUCUCAGAACUACUUUGAUCAGUUAUUCACUCUAUUUUCCAUUGAUUGGUUACGCCUGCCUUUCUUGAAGGGAUUGGCUACAUCAGCAGUGGCAGGCUCAGACGGUUUAGUGCGAGCAACCAGAUCAGCUCUGAUUCAGUUUGUCAAUUCCCACGGGCCUAGCGAACGCCAAAAUGUCUUGAUCACGAUACUGCAAGAUUUGGCGACUGUUUUGACGGAGAACCUUCAAGAUGAUCGCUAUGCUCUUCCGGCAGUCGAUUUCAUUUCAUUUCUAAUUGACAGCUAUGCGAUUCACAGCUCAGAGCAACUGGACCCCAUCUUUAGACGGGUCUUUAUUCUGGUUCAGAAGUCCCAUUUCCGCUCCUCCAAUAUUUCCCGCAUCGAAGCUGCGGUGAAGGUAUACGCUGCUUUGUCCAGACUGGAGCCAUUGCAGCUAGAGACCUUAAAAAAGUUGACCGGGCUGCUGCUUCAUCCUUUCCCAAGGGUUCGAUCGACUGCUGCGGAAUAUCUCUUCAUUUUGACCGACUCCGAGACAGUCAGAUAUGAGAAUUGGUCAGAGCAGCCGAAGCAGUUAAAAGAGAAAGUAGAAAGUUUGAGGGUCGAACUAUUGCCUGUGAAAUAG
Messenger RNA from Penicillium manginii, 3606 nucleotides. RefSeq names its product tubulin-specific chaperone D. Gene Ontology annotation, molecular function: GTPase activator activity; beta-tubulin binding. Gene Ontology annotation, biological process: tubulin complex assembly; post-chaperonin tubulin folding pathway; microtubule cytoskeleton organization. The transcript is spliced from 5 exons. The record is from RefSeq and is a predicted model, not a curated record. Bases 1 to 3606 code for a protein of 1201 amino acids. Lineage: Eukaryota; Fungi; Ascomycota; Eurotiomycetes; Eurotiales; Aspergillaceae.